This is a messenger RNA of Punica granatum (pomegranate), 2937 nucleotides long. The record is from RefSeq and is a predicted model, not a curated record. Lineage: Eukaryota; Viridiplantae; Streptophyta; Magnoliopsida; Myrtales; Lythraceae.
AAAAUUGUUCAUUUGCUCACCUGUUCCAAAAACAGUUUACUGCUGUACUUUUGAUACCAAAGCUACUUCCUUUUUUUCUUGUUGGGACUACUUGAGAUCACUUCCACCAUGAAAGGAGCUUGCUUGGAUGGGAAGAUGAGAGGGAACGAGCCAAUGGCCAAUGAGGUUGAGUGAUUGGAGAGGAUCCCAUUCCAAUUUACAGCCCAGCUAAGCACGGCGGCUCCCGCGAGAGGGACAACCGGGGAAAAAGAAGAAUUCCUUUAUCCUACGCAUCCCUUCCUUACUCUUCACUCCCACCGUCGUCACCCACAUUACCCUCUCUCCCCUCCCCCCCCCCCCCCCCACACACACAAGACACCGCUCCUUCUCCUCACUAUGGUCUUCCAGUCCCUUCUAAGGGGACUGGACUUAAACACCACUGUGUAAAGCAGUUGGUGGAUGCCGGAAGAGCGGGCAAAUGCAAUUUAGCAUUGAUCUCCGUGAUUUCCGAAAUCCAGAACCAUUGGUUUCUAGUUAACUGUAAAGAUGUGAAUUUUUCCCCACCUUGUUUUUUCCUAAUUUGUUGCAGAGAAAGGCAUCUCCUUUUGGAGCAAUUGGGUAUACGGCUCUGCUGAGUGUGGAAUUGAUGAAAUCUUAGGCUGUAAAUGGGAACUUUUAUUGGUAGAGACUAUCAAUGUGGGCUGAUCUGGAUAGAGUGAAUGGCUGCAUGUGAAUCAGAUCAAGCAUUUCAGAAGCAUUCAGCUGGGGAGACAAGGGCGCCGCUGGGUCCAGCGGAGAGGAACAAUGCUGCUGCCACAACCCGCCGUCCCCGUACAAAGGAAGUUAGUUCGAGGUACAAAUCGCCUUCUCCCUCGACGCCCGCUGCUAGGCGUUGCGUAUCGCCGAACUUUUCAAGGACAGCAACAGCUUCCUCUCAGUUGGUGCAAAAGAGAGCCCAAUCAGCUGAGAGGAAACGGCCAUCCACACCACCUUCACCUCCACGGCCAUCUACCCCAGUACAAGAUUCUGUAGAUGUGCAGAUUUCAUCCAGAAAAGCCGUCACAGGUAGAUUAGGAGAGGGUUUAUGGCCUUCUACAAUGAGAAGCUUGAGUGUUUCUUUCCAGUCAGAUUCUAUUUCUAUUCCGAUGACUAAGAAGGAAAAACCGGCAAGUACUCCUUCAGACCGGACUUUGAGACCAUCCUCAAAUGUUGCACAUAAGCAAGUUGAGUCGCCAGUUACCCGCAAGCCUAUAUCAGAGAGAAACAGAAGUCCACUGAAGGGCAAAAAUGUAUCUGAUCAAUCAGAGAAUUCUAAGCCAGUUGAUGCUCUGCCCGCUCGUUUGAUAGAUCAACAUCGAUGGCCUAGUAGAAUUGGCGGAAAGGUAUCCUCCAAUGCCUUUAAUCGAAGUAUGGAUCUUGCGGACAAGGCUAUAAGAACACCGGCAUCAAUGUCGGGAAUUGGGUUAUCAACAGUUAGGAAAAUGCCUUCUGAUGGAGUACCUAGGCCUUUGCAAAAAUCUACCAGUGAUGCGGAUAGAUUAAUGAAACAAGAGAGAAGCAACAGAAGAGAAUCUAAUGCUGUAUUAUCUGAUGAUAGCUCCAUAGGGCUGUCUGGAUCUAACAAGCUUGUUCCGGCCAGCUUUUUGGACAGAAUGAUGCCAUUACUUCCUACUGUUAGAUCUCAGUCUUCGCCUCUUCCUGUGUCUCGUCAACCAUCACCAAGUAGGAUGGUAUCGCCAUCUGUUUCUAGAGGGGUGAGUCCAUCUAGGACUAGAUCAUCAACUCCUCCCCGGGGUUUAAGUCCAUCUCGUGUAAGACCAUCCAGCCCGACUGCUCAAUCCACUAGUACAAAUUCCGUUCUCAGUUUCAUUGUGGAUGUUCGGAAAGGAAAAAAGACUGCUGCCUAUAUAGAAGAUGCUCAUCAGCUUCGGCUGCUAUAUAACAGACAUCUACAGUGGCGAUUUGCUAAUGCGCGGGCAGAGGCUGUACUUUACAAUCAGAAAGUAACAGCAAAGAACACUUUGUACGACGUCUGGACCAGUACAUUAGAUCUCUGGGAUUCAGUUAUUAGGAAAAGGAUUAGUCUCCAGCAGAUUAAGCUAGAGCUCAAGCUGAAUUCCAUUUUGAAUGGACAGAUGGAGUCUCUUGAUGUAUGGGCUUUACUUGAGAGAGAUCAUAUUAGCUCCUUAGUUGGGGCUGUAGAAGAUUUGGAAGCAAGCACUCUUCGUCUUCCAGUAACUGCAGGGGCAAGAGCAGAUACUGAUACUCUGAAGAAUGCUAUUGGCUCAGCUGUUGAUGUGAUGCAGGCUACGGGAAUCUCUGUACGACCAUUACUUUCAAGGGUAGAGAAGAUGAACACCUUGAUAUCUGAACUUGCCAUCAUAUCUGCACACGAGAGGGCCAUGCUCGAUGACUGUGAAGCUCUAUUGGCUUCAAUUGCUGCUAUGCAGGUCCAGGAGUACAGCUUAAGGACACACGCUUUACAAGUAAAACAAGACUUGGAGAAUGGAAGUAGCCAGUUUUGGGAAUCAGUUGUGCCUCCAUGACCUCGGUUUUCAGAAAGAGCUGCUUUCACCGUACAAUUAUCUGCUCAGGGCUUGGAGUACUCACACUCUAGGGAAAACCCUUUCGGGACUCUUUACCUCCUGGGGAACAGGUGAAUCAGAACAAGUGUUGGACUGUACAGGUCCAUAGUUCCGAUGGUUGGGGCAGUCGGGUCAGAUUAGGUCAGUUUCGACGUGAGAAUUAGUAUUCCCGCCUAAGAUCCUCCAUUGAAUUGUAAAUCUGUAAUUGUGCCUUGGUUCUUUUUUUGAUCUCCUAACACAGUUCAUCUCCUUUCUUUUAUUCUUUCCCCUCUCUAUGCAAUCCUUUUCAUAUAUGGUGAAUGGGAAAAGGAAAUUACAACCCAUCGAGAUCAGUGGAAAAGCAACAUUGCAAUGAGAAUCAGGCUCUCCGAAA